AUGGAGCCCACCAAAGUCCAGUCCGAGGGUGGCCUCAAUGUCACCCUCACCAUCCGCCUCCUCAUGCAUGGAAAGGAGGUGGGAAGUAUAAUAGGAAAGAAAGGGGAAACAGUGAAAAAGAUGCGAGAGGAGAGCGGAGCACGGAUCAAUAUUUCCGAGGGAAACUGUCCAGAGAGGAUUGUGACCAUCACUGGACCAACAGACACCAUCUUCAAGGCUUUUGCCAUGAUUGCCUACAAAUUUGAGGAGGACAUAAUCAAUUCCAUGAGCAACAGCCCAGCAACCAGCAAGCCCCCCGUCACCUUGAGGCUCGUUGUGCCAGCCAGCCAGUGUGGCUCCCUCAUAGGGAAAGGAGGCUCCAAGAUAAAAGAAAUGAGAGAGUCCACAGGAGCCCAGGUCCAGGUGGCAGGGGACAUGCUGCCCAACUCCACAGAACGUGCUGUGACAAUCUCCGGGACCCCAGAAGCCAUCAUCCAGUGUGUCAAACAAAUCUGUGUGGUGAUGCUGGAGUCCCCACCAAAAGGUGCCACCAUCCCGUAUCGCCCAAAGCCGGCCUCCACCCCAGUCAUUUUUUCGGGUGGUCAGGCCUACACAAUUCAGGGACAGUACGCCAUACCACACCCAGAUCAGUUGACCAAGCUCCACCAGUUGGCUAUGCAGCAAACCCCCUUUACCCCUCUCGGACAGACCACCCCUGCUUUCCCUGGUUUGGAUGCCAAUCCACCGGCAAGCACCCAUGAACUCACCAUUCCUAAUGAUCUAAUAGGCUGCAUUAUUGGACGCCAGGGAACCAAAAUAAAUGAGAUUCGACAGAUGUCCGGGGCGCAGAUCAAAAUUGCAAACGCCAUGGAGGGCUCAUCCGAGCGUCAGAUCAGCAUCACAGGGACUCCGGCUAACAUUAGCCUGGCUCAGUAUCUCAUCAAUGCAAGGCUGACGUCUGAAGUCACUGGAAUGGGCACACUCUAA
This is a messenger RNA of Limanda limanda (common dab), 966 nucleotides long. It is a transcript of the gene pcbp3, whose product is annotated as poly(rC) binding protein 3. NCBI's taxonomy places the organism in Eukaryota, Metazoa, Chordata, Actinopteri, Pleuronectiformes, Pleuronectidae. Gene Ontology annotation, cellular component: cytoplasm; nucleus. The coding region runs from base 1 to 966 and encodes 321 amino acids. The record is from RefSeq and is a predicted model, not a curated record. The transcript has 12 exons. Gene Ontology annotation, molecular function: mRNA binding. Gene Ontology annotation, biological process: regulation of gene expression; regulation of RNA metabolic process.